UAUUAAAACCGGAAAAAAUUAGAAAUUAUUUAAGAAGUUUUAAUAUGUAGCCGGAUAAUCAACCUAUUGAAAAUAUAAUCACAGCAAGAUGAUAUGAUUUAAUAUUAUUUUUAUCGGAUUCCGCGUGCUGGCGAAAAAACAAAUAAAAACUUUCAUUUUCUCUGCGUUUUCAAAUAGAACCAACAAAACCAAGGCAGUGAAAGAGAAAACUGUCGAAUUGCAAGUAGUAUGAAUGGAUUAAUUGGCGUUCGAAAUUGAGAUGUGGUCAUGUAAUUCUUGAUGCAGUGGAAGAGCCGUAUUAUCAAAAAAUUAAUCAUCAUUAAUCGACUUUCAUCGCAGCUGUACCCACCACAAAUACUACACAUUACUAACUUCUGAAAGAUAUACAAAUAAAUUUAUAAUAAACUAACAAGUUGUAAUUGGCGAUAGCGAUAUAGCUAAUAAGUUGGACAGAUAACUCUUUCUUCCUUGAAACUUUAAAGCUAAGAAGUUAGGGUAAACAAGUUAAAAUUGUUUAUAAAAACCUUAAAGAGCUUUAAAGUUUAGAGAAUUUGUUUAUGAUGUCUAAUGGGCUGGGAGAGUGUAGAGGUGACAUUGCCGACGCUGAGUGGCAAUUUUGGUGUCGACUAUGUUCUAAAGAUGAUGUACGAAAUAUCAACAUACUACCAGAAGGGAGUCGAACACCAGCCACAAAUCCUUCAAGCUCUCUUUCGGAUUUCAUAGCAGAGUUUUUUAAAAUUCAAAUUGAAGAAGAUGCUGAACUACCACACUGGCUUUGUGGACAGUGCUUCUCAUUAAUUACAGCGCUUUCCAAAUACACAAUUCAAGUGAAGAAAGUCCAGAACAUGUAAAGUCUUAACCUGAGAGCAUUCCGUGAAAAAUAUAACUUGCUGGAUGAAGAUCUAUUUAUUUUUAGUUUAUUAGAUGUAAAAUCCUCAAUUGAAAAUAUUUUCGUGCCCGAUGUAGCAGAAAUGACGGAUAAGACAUUAGAGACCAUGAUAAAAAAUGAAAUAUUAACGGACGAAGUGCAAAGUGGUAUAUUUUUCGAAAGUCUCGAAUUCAAACGUGAAUUUCAAGAUCCUAUUGGGGACAUGGAGGAAAAUCAAUGUAGUGAAAUAGAUAGUAUUAAUUCAGGUAACGUAGAUAAGAAUUUAGAAACCAAAAGUGAAGAAUGCGUAAAAACCAAUAGCGAUAUAAAGGAAGAUAGAUAUUUUUGUAAAGACUGUUCAAUGUAUUUUCCACAAAGUGUUGAUUAUCACCAGCAUAUGGAGCAAAAGCAUAGCCUCUUUACAUGUCCGCAAUGUAGUAAAAAAUUCAAAACCACUACCCAUUUAAAUCUUCAUUUAAGAUCACAUGCGGCAAAGUAUCAAAAGAAUAAAUCCUUAAACAAAACGGAGCAAGCAACUAAGGAGUCUAAAUACAGUUGCAGCGAUUGUUCGAUGGAUUUUCAACGAAGAGGUAAUUAUUACUUACAUAUGAAGAAAACUCAUGGCGUUGUUAAAAAUGAUGAGCCACAUCUUUCAUGUCCACAAUGUGGUAGAACUUUCAAAACUAAUUUCAAAUUAAAUCGUCACAUUAAAACUCAUCGCCCCCUGGCCGAGAAGCGAAUAUUUCCAUGUCCGCAAUGUGAACGAAAAUUCCAAACGAAAGAUUACGUUGCUAGACAUAUAAAAUUUGUACACGAGAACAUACGUUCAUUCAUUUGCGAAGAAUGUGGGGAAGGUGUACGUACAGAAGCUACACUACGAGAGCAUAUGCUCACUCAUACCAACAAUACACCCUUUAUAUGCGAAGUAUGCGAGAAAGGCUUCAAAAAUCAAUCACGUCUGAAGAAUCACAUGGAGAUACACAGUAGCAAUAAACACAUCUGCAGUGAAUGUGGCUUACAGUUAAAUUCUCGAGUAACACUAAAUCGGCAUAUGCUUGUACAUUCGGAUGUAAUGAGUCAUAAGUGCGACUACUGUGGGCGGGAAUUUAAACGUGCUAAAACAUUAAAAGCGCACUUAAUACUACAUAGUGGCUUGAAGCCUUAUUCUUGUGACUUUUGUGACAGAACUUUUGCUAACGGUUCGAAUUGUCGCACACACAAAAAAAAGUCGCAUCCAGAAGAAUUAGCCGCGCAGGAGGCUUCCGGAGGAAAGCAAUUCACAAAGAAUAUACCCAAAUUGGCUGUUUUAAAAACAGUAACACGCUCGGCUGAAAAUCUCCUGCCUGUGGUAUCUAAGCAAAGUGGCAAUUUCUCAUUUGGCAAAAAGUCAAAACCACGUCCUCCAGCAGAACCACAACCACAGAUGGAACUACAACACCCCCUCCAGCAUCAGCUUGAAUUACAACCCUAGUAGAUUUUCCUAUUAGAUCGGAUAAAAUUAUAAAAUGAAUGUAACAGCUUAAAUAAGAAGUAUGAUUGGGGGUGUGGUUACCUCCGAAACAGCUGUCACUUUUAACAUUUUCUUUUGCAUAACAAAAAUAUUCAAUUUAUCGAAAGUAAAUAGGCCUUUCACUAUCUAAAUAAUACAAAAAAAGUGUACUGUAUAUAUGUAUAUUUACUGUAAUAAAGUAUAAAGAUCAAAUUGAAAAUUAUUA
Molecule: messenger RNA, 2583 nt
Organism: Ceratitis capitata (Mediterranean fruit fly)
Lineage: Eukaryota; Metazoa; Arthropoda; Insecta; Diptera; Tephritidae
Product: endothelial zinc finger protein induced by tumor necrosis factor alpha
Cellular component (GO): nucleus
Molecular function (GO): zinc ion binding
Source: RefSeq, a predicted model, not a curated record